AUGUCCUCCACCGGAGAUAACAAGGCAUCCGCCGCUACUUGGGACAACGACCGUCAUGAGGAUCUGGCAGUAAUACUCGCUGAUGUCUCAGCCCCUAUUGGGCUCGAGAACAAGGCUAUCAUCACCAGAAAGAUGCAGGAGCGUGGUCACAACAUUACCUGGGGGGGCAUCAGCGCAGCACCUCAACCACAAUCUAUCGUCAUCAUUCAACUCCUCGCCAUCAUGGCCUCCGGCAAAUGGGAUGAGGCCAAGUUCUUCAACCUUUUCAUAGCCAUCUUCACUGUCACGGUCCCUCAGCUCGCCAAGCAGCUGAAGGAUGCGGUCAUUCAGGCCAUGAAGGCCAACGGCUAUGAUACUAACGGGAACGCGGUCAGGUAA
Molecule: messenger RNA, 378 nt
Organism: Pseudomassariella vexata
Lineage: Eukaryota; Fungi; Ascomycota; Sordariomycetes; Amphisphaeriales; Pseudomassariaceae
Exons: 2
Coding region: 1-378 (125 amino acids)
Source: RefSeq, a predicted model, not a curated record